AUGGAUCGUUCAACAAAACCAAGCUUCAAUUUUGUGAACCUCAAACACCCCGACGAUCUCAAGAAUGAGGAGACGCAGCUUCGCAUCAGGCGUCUGGCUAUGACCGAGGUGGGCAAAGCGCGAAGGAAACCAAAAACAAAGCGGGCGCGCAAUGAGCUCGUCCUCGAGUUUCGAGACCCAUCUGAGGGCCGCAUAAACAUCGAUCGCUUCGGCGGUGGCCAGCUCGACCCAUCUAAUCCUUAUCCGAUAGAGCUUGACGACUCUGCCCGAGCGCUACUUGCAAAUGUCUUCAGUGCUGAUGACAACGACCACCCAUCAGUACUCCGCGGUUCAUGGUAUCCAGUUGGGCUGAGCGACGCGGCUGCCUUCCACAACAUGUUGGCCAACUCCCAGAACUUCCUUUUCCAGAAGCGCAAUGGGUAUUUUCCUUCGCAGGAUGAUGCAGUAGCACUGAAGCAUCAUCACAAAGCCCUGCGCCAUACGACAUUGAUUAUGAAAGAUCCCGCUAAGCACAAGAGCGAUGAGGUGAUUUGUGGAGUGGUUUCUUUUAUGAUACACAAUGCUCUACUUGGAGACUUUACACACUGGCAAAAACACAGCAACGCGCUGGUUAGAAUGGUGGGACUUCGAGGUGGAUACGAUGCUAUAGACAAGGAGCACCUCCGACUCACAGUGAGCUGGGCAGACCUCAUUGGUAGCUUCUACCAAGAUCACCCACCUAUCGUCCCAAUGCCACAGCAAUGGAUCGCAGACUCCAGAUCUCCGUCUAAUUCUCCGCGGCCAACUAAUAAUGCUCCAUCUUUGACUUGGAAGCAGCAACUACCCAUGCAUCUAGACUGGAUCACCAUCUUCGAUGAUAUCGUUCAGCUUAUUUCACUUGACCAGACGUUCAACGAGAAGCAAUUGAUGUUGGCCAUUACGAGCGGUAGUUGGAUGGAGCCGACACUAUACCGGCUUCUAGCUACACGCCCGCUAAACCACGGAAACGACCGAGAACAAGUGAUUGAAGAAGUCUGCAGGUUGGGAACACUUCUAUUCCUAUCGCCAUUCUGGAGAGCACUAGGUCAAUCCCCGGUACGGACAUCCGCCAUCUCUCACAACCUUCUACUUGUCCUCACAACGAACAUGACCGAAUGGAACGAACUAAAGCCACUGCUUAUCUGGGUCAUUUAUUUCGCCGCGAUCGAAACGAAAGAUCUCGCCGAAAGGAGCCAAUUUGUGUUCAUGCUUGGCAUCCUAAUGAGCGGCCUGCAGCUGCAAGAAUGGGAUGACAUUAUGCACAUAGUCAAAAGCGUGUUAUGGGUGGAUAAACUUUUUGCAGGCACAGAUGAGCUAAUCCGCGACGAGGUCAUGCAGAUUGUCAAUCACAAUCCCAUGACUUUGCUUCCCGCGGAUACUCCACCGGGUUUCUUGGAAGAUUUUGGGGCUGAGAUAGAGUAG
Pyrenophora tritici-repentis Pt-1C-BFP is the source of this 1440-nucleotide messenger RNA. RefSeq lists its product as uncharacterized. The record is from RefSeq and is a predicted model, not a curated record. Lineage: Eukaryota; Fungi; Ascomycota; Dothideomycetes; Pleosporales; Pleosporaceae.